Messenger RNA from Cucurbita moschata (crookneck pumpkin), 1209 nucleotides. Its product is annotated as agamous-like MADS-box protein AGL9 homolog. The record is from RefSeq and is a predicted model, not a curated record. NCBI's taxonomy places the organism in Eukaryota, Viridiplantae, Streptophyta, Magnoliopsida, Cucurbitales, Cucurbitaceae. Gene Ontology annotation, biological process: positive regulation of transcription by RNA polymerase II. The coding region runs from base 244 to 972 and encodes 242 amino acids. Gene Ontology annotation, cellular component: nucleus. Gene Ontology annotation, molecular function: DNA-binding transcription factor activity, RNA polymerase II-specific; RNA polymerase II cis-regulatory region sequence-specific DNA binding; protein dimerization activity. The transcript has 8 exons.
GAGGAGAUGAGAGGAGAUGAGAGGAGAUGAGAGGAGAUGAGAGCAUAAAAGAAGGAAAAGAAAAAAAGGAUGGGGGGGGUUUUGUGUUGUUAGUUUAGUUUGUGAGAGAGCGAGAGAGAGAGAGAGAGAGAGAGAGAGGAGGUUGGAGAAAGAUGUGAAGAAUAUAUAUAGAAAGGCACAUAGCAUAGGUUAAGCAGGGAAAGAGGAAAGAAGGAAAGAUUUAAGAGAAGGAGAGGAAAAAAGAUGGGAAGAGGGAGAGUAGAGCUGAAGAGAAUAGAAAACAAGAUCAAUAGGCAAGUCACCUUCGCUAAACGGAGAAAUGGGGUUUUGAAGAAAGCUUAUGAGCUCUCCGUUCUGUGCGAUGCCGAAGUUGCUCUCAUCAUCUUCUCCAAUAGAGGAAAGCUCUACGAGUUUUGCAGUAGUUCAAGCAUGCUGAAAACAUUAGAGAGAUACCAGAAAUGCAACUAUGGAGCACCAGAGCCGAAUGUGUCCACAAGAGAGGCCUUGGAAGUGAGCAGCCAGCAGGAGUAUUUGAAGCUUAAAGCUCGCUACGAAGCUCUGCAACGAUCCCAAAGGAACCUUUUGGGAGAAGACCUUGGCCCAUUGAGUAGCAAAGAACUUGAAUCCCUUGAAAGGCAACUUGAUAUGUCACUCAAGCACAUAAGGUCAACAAGGACUCAGUACAUGUUAGAUCAACUCACCGAUCUUCAACGUAAGGAGCAUCUUCUUAACGACGCAAACAGGACUCUGAAACAAAGGUUAGUAGAAGGGUAUCAAGUAAAUGCUCUCCAAUUGAACCAAAGUGGUGAUGAUAUGAUGUAUGGAAGACACCAAGCUCACCCUCCACCCGAUGCCUUCUUCCAUCUUUUAGAUGCCGAACCCACCUUACAAAUUGGGUAUCACCCAGAUCCGCUAACAGUGGUCACCGCUGGGCCAAGCAUGAAUAAUUUCCUCCCAGGGUGGUUGCCUUGAGAAACAAAAAGAUGGGAGUUCUUCCAUUCAAAAUAUUAUUGAAAAAAAAGGGGAAAAAAAACAUUUUUCACUGCUUGAAACUUAUAUAUCUAAUUAAUAUAAACUCUGCACUUUAGUCUUUGUAAGCCAAUUGUGUGUAUGUUAUGCCACAUUUCUUUCUCUUACACCUCCAAGACUGCUUUUCGAAUGUAAUUUCAUUGUUUUCUUGUUUGUCAUAAAGUUGUAAGUUUGUGUGUA